CCUCACUCACCAUGGGCGUGCCAGAAUCACCCACAGCAUCCGACAAGAUUGACGGGUCGGUCAACGUACUCGAGGCGGGAUCGACCAACUCGAACCUCGGCCCCGUGCCGGUGCGCAAGUUCAGCCCCAUGCGCACCCUAAAGUCGCUGGGCAGCAAGGAUGCCUGGCUUGGUGACUACGACUACGGCUCGCUGUUCAUCCCCAACAUGCCGUGGUCCAAGACGAAGCGCGAGCUGCCCUUCUAUGGUGUGCACGACAAACUGCCCUAUCUUCUAAUGAUCAUCCUGGGCCUUCAGCAUGCCCUCGCAAUGGUCGGUGGACUCGUCGUCCCACCCCUCCUGCUUGGCGGCGGCGCUGGCGCCAACCUCGGCCCCGAAAUCCAGCAGUACCUCAUCUCUGGCAGUCUGAUCUGGUGCGCCAUCGGCACGGUGGUGCAGGUGUCGCGCGUCCGGAUGUUUGGCACCAAGUACUACCUCGGCACGGGCAUCAUCAGCGUCACCGGCACAUCGUUUGCGUUUGCCAACGUCGCGCUGCAGUAUCUUGCCCAGAGCUACGCCAACGGCACCUGCCCGACCGCCGCUGAUGGGACACACCUGCCGUGCCCAAAGGAAUACGGCGCGAUCCUCGGCACCACGACGCUCACCGGCAUUCUCGCCCUCGGCCUGUCCUUUGUCCCACCCAAGAUCAUCCGCAAGGUUUUCCCGCCGCUCGUGACGGGCACCAUGAUUGUGUUCAUGGGCGCGUCGCUCGUUAUCGCUGGCGUCAACAACUGGGGCGGUGGCUCGGGACCGUGUCGCAACGACCCGACCCUCAAGUGCAUUGCCGGCUCCCAGGCGCACCACUGGGGCUCGGCCCAGUUCCUCGGUCUCGGCUUUGCGUGCAUGGCAAUGAUCAUUAUCUGCGAGAUCUUCGGCUCGGCCUUCUUCAAGUCGGCCGCCGUGUUCAUCGGCCUGCUCACUGGCCUCAUCAUCGCGGCGGCCACCGGAUAUUUUGACAAGAGUGCUAUCAAGGCGGCGCCGGGCGGCACGUUCCUGUGGAUGCACACGUUCCCGCUCGGCCUGCGCGGACAGCUCGUGUUGCCCAUGCUCGCGACGUGGUGCGUCAGUGUCGCCGAGACGAUCGGCAACAUCACCGCAUCGAGCGAUGUCUCCAGGCUCGAAAUCACCGGCAAGGUCUUCGAGUCGCGCGUGCAAGGCGGCAUUCUGGCCGAUGCGCUGAGUGCUAGCAUCGCCGGCCUCGCUACCGUGCCCGCUCUCACGACCUUUGCGCAGAACGCCGGAGUGAUCGCCCUUACCCGCAACGCCUCGCUGCAGAGUGGCUACAUGUGCGCGUUCUUCCUCUUCCUCAUGGGCGUCAUUGGCAAGUUUGGGGCCAUCUUCGUCGCGUGCCCGCCAAGUGUCAUCGGAGGCUUCACGACAUUCCUGUUCGGCUCAGUGUCGGUGUCUGGUAUCCGCGUUCUCGCCUAUGCCAAGUGGUCUCGCCGAGACCGCUUCAUCGCGACCCCAGCCUUUGCCCUCGGCCUGGCCUCGCUCUGUGUGCCCGACUGGUUCGACCACAUCUUCACGUACAAGGGCAACAACAAGGGCUUGUCCGGUUUGAUCCAGGCCGUCGUGUUGGUGGUUGCGUCCCCAUACCUCAUCGCGGCGCUUAUCGCCGCUGUCCUCAACUGCACACUGCCGAGCGACAUGGAGGAGGAGCAGCAUGCUUCCACUGAGGAGGAGCGGCAGACUUGGAACCAGCCAGGGUCGAUUGCGGAUCGUACCGAGCCCGGUGUCUAGGGAUUGAGUAUCGAGUCGUGGCCGUUGUAUUGCAGAUGAUGAUGAACUGGGGUUUGCUCGUGGAAACCGC
Molecule: messenger RNA, 1848 nt
Organism: Vanrija pseudolonga
Lineage: Eukaryota; Fungi; Basidiomycota; Tremellomycetes; Trichosporonales; Trichosporonaceae
Gene: uapC
Product: Purine permease
Exons: 4
Coding region: 12-1778 (588 amino acids)
Biological process (GO): xanthine transport; transmembrane transport
Cellular component (GO): fungal-type vacuole; plasma membrane
Molecular function (GO): xanthine transmembrane transporter activity
Source: RefSeq, a predicted model, not a curated record